AUGGCGACGGACGAGAACAACCACAAGAACGAGGCGCGCGACGACUGGACCGGCUGCACCUUCCGGGUGGAGCGGGGGCCCAGCAGCGAAGGCCGGGCCUGGGGCAUGGCCGACAUCCUGACCGACGUACCGCGCCGCGUUUGGCCCGCGCGGCCCGGAUUUUCGCCCCGCCGCCCCGCGCGGGACCGGGCGCGACCGCGCCGCCGCCUCACGGCCCCCGCGCAGGCGUUCGCGGGCCACGCCGAAGACCACUGGAUUAACGUCGUCACGUCGCGCGCGGGCGGCGCCUUCGCCGAGGUAAGGCGCCCGCCCGCCCCGCGAGAGCCCGCGCGCCGCGCAGCGCGUGGCCGUUGCGAGAGUGCGCGCGCGCGCGCGCGCGCCCGAAAAUUCGCUUCGCGCGCGACGCCGUCGACCGCGCCCCCCGCGCGCAGCUCUGGGAGGCGAGCCUCGAAAGCGACGUCCUGGGCGUGCGGCCCCGGCGCAGCCAUGAUCGACUGCGCAAGUGACUUCGUGAUUCGCGCAGGUCCUCGCGGUGAUCUCCUUCGAGUGGUGAGCGCGUCGGCGCCGGGACCCGUUCGCACCGGCGGCGGGCUUUAUUUACGCUUUUCAACACAGGAGAGACACCGCGGUCUACUGCCACGCCGUGGCCACGAGUCCGGCCUACCGCUCGCGCGCGGGCUCGAGCGGCUCGUUGCAGGCGGGUUCGCGGCUGGACGAGUUCGUUCGUGCUCUUCUUCCCCGCUCGACCUCACGUCAAGCGGGCCGGCCCGCGGGCUCCACGCCCCUCCGGGUCCGAACGGUCUUCUUCAGGGCCGUCAUGUUCCCCCUGCACUGUUACCCCCACAUCGUCCUCUUACCCCGCGUGUCGUUUCCUUCUCUCCCCCAGCGCUCAUAAGGAGUUCGCAGUCGACUCGUGACAUCAUAAGGUUAGGCCCCGCCCCGCCCUACUUCUUCGCGCCGAAGAAGGCCGUCAGCUGCUUCUGGCCCGUCGAGACCGCGCCCUUCUUCUUCUUCGCCGCCGGCGCGUCCUCGGGCGUCGCGGGCUUGGCGGCGGAGGACCGCUUCCGCGGCGCCGGCUCGGCGGGCAGCGGCACGCGCGGGUCGAAGAAGACGACGGGCGCGAACGGCGCGAGCGCCGCGGCGCGGUCCGCGUCGCCCGCCUCGCCGGCCUUGAGCGGCGACACGGUGACGACCUCGCGCUCGAGGGCCGCGCGCUGGGCCGGGCCGCCCUCGUCGUCGUCGCCGCAGAAGAAGCCGUCCUCGUUGUCGAGCUCGCCGUCGUCCUCGUCCUCGAGGUCCUCGCCGUCCGACAGGUCCUCGCCGUCCUCGACGAGGCCCUCGUUGGCGUAGCGCUCCUCGUCGCUGUCGUAGUCGUAGUCCACGGCCGGGUCCCGCGCGAAGGGGCUCGUGGCCGUCACGACCGCCGACCGCGUCACCUCCUUGCGCCGCGGCGGGCCGAAGUCCGUGUGGAAGGCGAAGAAGCCCCGCCGCGGCUCGAGGAUCUGGACCUCGGGCUCCUCCUCGGCGGCCCGCGUCCGCCGCAGCUCCGCGCGCAGGUCCUCCAAGGGAGGCGGCGCGGCCCGCGCCUUCUCCAGGGCGUCGAGCAGGGCCACGGUCCUGACCGUGGACACCUCCGCGGGCUUGGGCGGCGGCGCCUUCCGCGAUUCGGUGGAGUCGCGCUUCGGCGCCUUGGACAGGAAGCCGGCCAUGACGCUCUUCGACGCGUUCGAGACCUUGGCCUUGGCGGGCUUCUUCGGCGACGCGUUCUGCUUCGCGGCCUUGGCGGCCUCCUUCUCGCGCUUCUUGAGGGCGGCGGCCUCCUUCUUGGCCGCGGCCUCCUCGCGCUUGCGCUGCGCGACCUCGGCCUUGAGGCGCUGCGCUUCGGCGUCCCGUUUCACUUUGAGGACCUUCUCCUCCUCGGCUUUUGCUUUCGUGGCGUCGCCCUUGAUGAGGACGUCAACUAAUUUCGCGGUGGCCUUGACGAGCUUGCCCUCGCGGCUCCGCGCCUGGCGCGCGGCCUUGAUGAGCUUGACGCUUUCAGCGGGGAAGUAGGCCUCGGGCGCGGACACCUCCCAGCACCAGGCGUGGAUCUGGGACUCGUCGUCGGCGACGACGACGGCCUUCUUGGGGUUGACGCCGUACGCUUUUCGCUCCGCUACUAACCGGAUCUUCGCGACGACGACAUCUACAGCCGGCGCGCCCUCGCCCAAUUCCGCCUGGGCCUCGGUCGCGACGAGUGCCAACGGCUCGGCGCGGCCCUGAACCAGGGACGCCAGCCGCGGCAGUAAUGACGAAGGGAACGCGUCGUCGCCCGAGACCGCCGCCUCGUUCAGGUACGGCUGGCGGUAGUCCUCGAAGGGCGACUUCUCUUGUAUAGCGUUGACUUGCGCGCCGAGCUCGCCGCGGUAGGCCUCCAGUUUGGCGGCGACGUCGAAGUCGGCCAUGGUUUUUGUAUGUAGGGCGCGACCGGCUUGACUUGGCUUUUGGCUUGGCUGGUGCGCGGCCGGCGGCGGCGGUUUCUUGUGCAGCGCGAUCUCGCAGCCAAGAGUAUGGCUGUCAGCUAGCGCACAGGCUGUGUCUUGCUCGGUUUGGCUCGAUUAGCCGCGCCCGCGGCUCCGCGCUUAAACUCGCAAUAUUGCUAGAGUCUUAAGGCCGCUAGCAGCUCAUUUUAGAAGUCGCUACAGACGCGUGAACAGUCCCGGCGCGAUUAAUGCGCCCCCUGGCAUGGCAGAAGUCUGGUAGAGGCCUUGCACUGCCUGGUCUCUGCAGCCUCGACAGGCGAUAUACAAAACGGCACUGCGCAAGCGUGCAUUUUGCCCGACACGCGUUUUGUUAUCGCACGCGUGCAACGCACCCGUAGCAGCGUUUGUGUAACGCAACUGCGCAUCAAUAACUGCACAGAGCCACAGCCCAGAGAGCCACAGGUGUGCCACCGCGGCGCGACUGGAUAUAAUAAGCAUGGAUCCCUCGAAGAAAAAGUCCCACAAGCAAAUAAAAAAGGCCAUGGCCGCGAAGCAGAAGCACGGGCUCGAAGACGACGAGCGCUUCGCGCACGCGGCGACGGACCCGACGUUCCGAGGCGGCCGCAAGAAGCGCAAGCUGAAGAUCGACCCGCGCUUCAAGGGCGCGCUGGACGACGAGCGCUUCGGACUCGCGCAAGGCAAGGUCGACAAGCGCGGCCGCAAGGUCGACAAGAACGCGCAGGCCGAGAGCCUGGCGCCGUUCUACGAGCUCGACGACGGCCUGACGGCGCCGGAGCGCGCGCGGCGGGCCGAGCUCGACGCGAAGAUGCGCGGCGAGGAUGACGACGACGCGGCGUCGUCGUCGUCCGACGACGGAUCUUCUGGAGACGAGAGCGACGAGCUGGAGGAGGUCGAGGUGCGCGCCUGGGACGCGGACCUGCCGCCGACGCACGACACCGUCGAGGGGAGCGUCGAGGCCGCGAGGCUCGCCGUGACCGACCAGGAGUGGAAGCACUGCCGCGCGCAGGACCUACUCGUGAUGCUCCAGUCGCUCUGCCCGCCGGGCGGCCAGUGCUCCCGAGUCGUGGUGUACGCGUCGGAGUACGGCGCGCGCGAGAUGGAACGGGAGGAGAAGUUCGGGCCGGGCGGCAUCUUCGCGGACGACGCGCCGGACGCGUCGUCGGACUCCGGGUCGGAGGACGAGGCGGAAGAGGGCUUCGACGCCGAGAAGCUGCGGGCCUACGAGCUCAAGAAGCUGCGGCGGUACUUCGCCGUCGCGACGUUCGACGCGCCCGCGACGGCCGAGGCCGUCUACGCGUCCGGCGACGGCGUCGAGAUCGAAGCGACGUCCGUGCCCCUGAACCUGUCGUUCAUCCCCGACGAGACGACCUUCGACGAAGGGCGGAAGCGCGACGAGGCCACGUCUGCCGAAGCCUACAAGCCGCCCAAGGCGUACGUCUGCGCCGCGCGCCAACAGACGAAGGUGAAGUGCACCUUCGACGACGACGACGGCCACCGCCAGCACGCCAUCGAGGAGAUGCUGAAAGAUCCCGACGCCGCGACGGCGUCGAAGUACCUCGCCGACAGCGACGACUCCGACGACGACGGCGGCAACGCGGCGAACUUGCGGAAGAUGCUCGGCUUGGACCCGCAGAAGCCCGCGGAGGACCAACCGACGCGGGAGGCGUCGGGCGAGGGUUUUGAUGAUGACUUUUUUGGGGCUGCCGAGGGCGACACCACGGCGGAAGAUGUGCAAGUGUCAUUUGAUGAGUUCGGCGGCGAGGCGCCGAACGACGAGGGCGAGACGCCCUGGGAGGCGCGCGAGCGGCGCAAGCGUAGGCGCCCGUGCAGAAAUUAACCAUCCCUGUCACGGAGACGACGUCGCGUCGAUGGCGGGGCGCCUCGACACUCCAUUUCCACGCAGGCGAGCGCAAGGCGGCGCGCAAGCAGAAGCUCAAGGAGAAGCAGCGCGAGGCGCAAGCGAAGAAGGCCGGCAAGGCGCCCGCGACGCGACCCGCUGUUGACGAUGAUGAUAGUGACGACGACAGAGACUACGACGCGUCCAAAUUAGUGCGCGCGGAGAAGCUCGCCGCGAAGCCGAAGCUCAAGGGCAAGCGCAAGCGCGAGCGCGACGCCUUGCUCGCGAAGCAGGAUCGUUCGGGAUUCGAGUUCGACGCGAAAGAUGACCGCUUCCGCGGGCUGUUGGACGGCGACGACCGGUUUGGCGUGGACACGUCCGCGCCGGAGUUCAAGAAGACGGCCGGGAUGAGUGCUGUCCUCGAGGAGCAGUCGAAGCGGCGGCGGGCCAAGCGCGACGACGCCGCGGCGCAGGCCGCCGCGGCGGAGAAGCGCGACGCCGAGGACGACGCACCAGCUGUUGGGGAUUUGGCGGCGUCCGUGCGGGCGAAGCUCGCGAAGCGGAAGCAGAAGAAGAAGGCUAGGAAGUAGUGAGUCUAGCAUAAGCACAUUGUUACGUACUCGUUCGUCUAGGCCGCGAGGACCGGCUCCUGGCCCGGGAUGAGCUGGAAGGACGGCGUCGACUUGGCGAUGGAGAGCUCCUCGUCGUUCAUGUCCGCCGGGAUGUCGGCGAAGAGCGGCGUCGAGAGGUAGCGCUCGCCCGUGUCCGGGAGCAUGGCGAGGAUCACCGAGCCCUUGGGGGCCUUCUUGGCCGUCUCGAGCGCGGCGUACAUCGUGCCGCCACCCGAGAUACCCGUGAGCAGGCCCUCCUUGGCAGCCAAAGCUUUGGCGGUGUUCACGGCCGCAUCGCCAGGGAUAGGGAAGAGCUCGUCCUGCAACUCGGCCAUGGGCGCGUCCUCGAGGACCUGUGCGCAAAUCAACCAGUGAGUCGGGUGGCCAGUGGCGGAGACGCGCCGCGACAAUUUGAUUUAUGCACUGUCGAGGGACCUUGGGGAUAAAAUCGGGCGUCCAGCCCUGAAUAGGGUGCGCCGCGAAGGCGGGGUGCGAGGCUUUCGGUGACCCAUCAGCAUUGCGCUCCGUGGCCACGCCAGAGGCCAAUAAUCCAGCAGCCUCCGGUUCGGCCAACACAAUCUUCAGGUCCGGAAUCGACGCCUUGAGGGCCUUGCCCGCGCCGUGGAAAGUACCUCCAGUACCGUACCCGGUGACCCAGUGGGUCAACUUCUUGCCCGACGCCUUGAAAUCAGCGAUGAUUUCGGGGCCGGUCGUGGCCUCGUGGAACUUCCAGUUCGCCUCGUUCUCGAACCUGUGGGAAAAAAAAAUCAGCCGCUGCACGCCAUCGACGCGACGUAAACGCAACUCAGUGGUUGAUUUCGACACAGAUCCGAACUGGUGGCAGAGGAACCAGCCGUUCUUGGCGCAGAGCUCCUCGGCCUUGCGCACCAUGCCCGUGCCCUUGCCGGCUUUCGGCGUCACGAUGACCUUGGCCCCCAGCAUGCGCAUGAGGCGGCGGCGCUCGACGGAGAAGGGCUCGGCCAUGCAGAUGACGCAGUCGUAGCCGCGCUGGGCACAGACCAUGGCCACGGCGAUGCCCGUGUUGCCCGACGUGGCUUCCACGACGGUCAUCCCCGGCUUGAGCUCGCCCCUUUUUUCAGCGUCCUCGAUGAUGGCCACCGCGAGGCGGUCCUUGACCGACGCGAGCGGAUUAAAGUACUCGCACUUGGCGUAGACCUCGACGCCGGGCGGCGCGAGCCUGUGUGGAAAUCAACCAGUGAGUUAGGUUACCGACGCGGCCACGGGGACAACGUCGCGUCGAUGGCGUGGGGCGCCCGAAACUUGAUUUCCACACAGGCCAGAGCUUGUCGCUGAUCUUCACGACGGGCGUGUUGCCCACGAGCGCCGUGGCGUCCUCGAAGAGCCCGCCCGAGCCGGCACCGCGCGCCGCCGUCGCGUGCAGCGCGCGGCCGCGGCCCACGAGGCGAGCCGGCGCGCGGAGGGCGGCCGAGAGCGCGGGAACCAUGGCGCGGAGGAGUUUCAUUUCUUCGGGCCUGCGAGCGCGCGCGGCUGGAGGCUGGCCUCUCGGUGGGUCCAAGGCGAGCGGAUACGCGUGCAAAAGCAGACAAUGCUGACGGUCUCGCAUCAAUGCUGGACACCCGAAACGAUUGAAAACGCCGGAUGCACCGUAAAGCAGCCGAGAUUAUGCACGAGCUAGCUCUCGCGGCGGCGGCGGAAGACACGGCCCCGGCCAAGUCCCCGAGCUCGACUCUUCACCGCACAGGUCGUUCCAGCACUACUCGUGCACGCUGGCAGCUCUUCGAGAAGCGAAGCAGGUUAGGUGCGGGGUCCGCCACCUGGCUGAAGAAACAUGGGUGACCGAAAACGCUAGGCGGGCGCCACCUGAACAAAUGUUUGCACAAUGUAGAGCCUGCAUGGGCGGCGGAGGCUGGCUGCGCAAGGGGCAGCCCGCGAUUGCCGAGUCGCCGCGGCCAACUGAGACGCCGCUGGCCAAGGCCCAGCAGCAGGACGCGGAGACGCCCGCUACGGUGGAGGUUGACAAAACGCGCAAAUCGAUGACGCCGUUGCGGAGCCUCCGGAAGCAGGCGUCGAGACUGAGCGGCGUCACCGGCGCAUUCUCGGGCAAGUCUCCGGAGCGUCCCGCAAACACCAUACCAAUGCCGACUGCUGACUCGCCGGCGUCGAUGACGCCGCCGCCGCCGGCGGCCCAGUGAGAAGAGUGUGCUUUGUAUGUAGUUUCCUCCCUUGGACUAAGGCGCGUUCGCGCGCGUUUCUAACCUCGUGUCCCCUCCUCCUCCCAGCCACUCCUCGGCGGCGCAACAGCGUGUUCGCCGGCAUUCCUCCCGGCGACUCCUCGGCGACGAGCAAAUCUUUGCUAGCGGCCUGUAAGACACUAGGGAUGCCUAGCAAGCAGCUGCAGCUGGGCUGUACGCACCGCGGCUUAGCGACAUAAAUUGCGGAGACAGAGGCUCUGCAAGCGUACUGACUGGCACUCAUCAUCGCUGCCGUUGUGUCGCACAUAGCAGCCGUGGCGCCCACGAGAAGCAAUUGCUCGCUUGUGCUGCAUGCAACUGCAGCGUCGCACAAAAUAGCAGCAGCGAUGGACGACGACGACGACUUCGAGCGCGAAGCGGCGCUCGACGCCGAGGACGCCGCCUGGGAGAACAGCGACGACGACGCGCCCGAGGAGGCACCAAACGGCUCCGACGACGACGACGACGCGCCCGAGGAGGCCGGGAACGCGCCUCGGACGGUGGACGAGGACGGCUUCUCGGACGAGGAGCCGGACGCCGCGGCGAACGCCGCGGCCGUGGAAUACGACGAGCCCGCGCGCGCGCGCCGGCGCACGGGCGCGCUGCGGCGCGUCGAGGCGGCGGCCGCGAAGCGCCGCAAGCUCGCCGAGCCGGCGGCCGACUUCGUCGAGGUCCCGGCGGAGCCCGUGGUCGCGGCGCCGCCGCCCGUCGUGGAGAGGCGGACGCGCGUCGCCGACAACAUCUUCGUCAGCGACGAGCGCGCGCACCGGAGCCUGUUCGACGCGCGGCCGAGCGCGUCGGCGCUCGCGCUCGAGCGGCUCAAGUUCGGCGCCGCGCCGCGCGAAAGUACGACGGCCCACGUCCCGUUCGCGACGCCAGCGCUGCCGGUCUCAGGGGGCCGCAAGCGCCGGCGGCCGAAGGGCAAGGCGAAGGAGGCGGCGGCGGUCGCCGAGGCGCCCAAGUACAAGGGCCGGGGCCGGCGCAAGCGCAAGGGCGGCGGAGAACCCGCGGCGAAGCCGAGCGCCGCGGCCCCAAAGCCGCGGGCGCGCCGCAAGUCCAGCGCGGAGGCCCCGGCGCGGCCGCGCCGCAAGAGCAGUGGCGGUGAGGCGCCGGCGCCGGCGCCGGCAGUGCGGCCGCGUCGCAAGAGCAGCGGUGCCGCGACGGAGGAGGCGCCCACGCGGCCGCGGCGCAAGAGCAGCGGCGAGACGCAGGAGCAACCGAAGCCUCGCGCGCGGCGCAAGAGCAGCGAAGCGCCGGUGGCGAAGACGCGCCCCCGCCGGAAGACCGCCACGUACUCCCAGGAAGACUAAGAAUAGUGUCAUGAUUUACUCUCCGUCGUCAUCUCCGCCACGAGGUCGCUCGCGCCGUCGAACGUGCCGACGAGCCAGAGCAUCAGCCGCACGUCGACGCCGAUGGACCGCGAGAGCUCCUGCGACCAGGCGAACUCGUUCAUGAGGCCGCCGCGCGCGCGGUCGAAGUUGAUCGCGACGAGGUCGCCGUCGCUGUCUAGAACCGGCGAGCCCGAGUUGCCACCGACCGUAUCCGUCGAGUACAGCAGGCAGCAGGGCCGCUCCAGCGCCUCCGGACCGCCCUCCAGCAGCUCGCGGAGGCGCGGCGGCAGCGUGAACGUGCCGUCGUCGUCGCCCCUCAAUUCGGCCUCGUGCGCCUUGUCCAACAGACCGCCGAGCGUCGUCCGGGGCCCGUGCACGACGGCGUCGCGGGGCGCGCAGCCCUCGACGCGGCCCGCGGAUAAUCGCAGGGCGCCGUUGCAGUCCGGCCACAGGCGCUCCGUGGACGUCGCGCGGCGGAAGUCGAGUAAUCUGGCCGUGACGCGGUCGCGGUCGCUCAGCAGGGCCUUGCCCGCGUCCCGCACGGCCGCGUACAACGGAUAUAAAGCCGCGGACAGCCCCACAAACGGGUCCGAAGCGUAGGCGUCUAAGCUGCCGUCCAACGAAAACGUCUCGGGGAGCGGCGACGCGCGCACGGCGUCGACGACGCCGCCCUUCGAAAAGAACCCGUGCGUCGACACGCCCGCUCGCCUCGCGCUGUCCAGCGCGUGCGCCACGAGCGCCGCCUCGUGCGGCGCGUAGGCCUGCUCCAGGCGCGUCCGCAAGCGCCUCUCCAGAAACGGCCGGUUCCGAUCCCUGUACUCGGCCUCCCGCUCGUCGUCCGGCUUCGCGAGCUCGACGGAUGCCUCGUGCACGGCGUGCGCUGCCGCCAGAUAGGCCGACCCCAGGACCGUGCCCCGCAGCUCCGACAACGCGUCCAGCACCGGUUGGCCUUCGCCUAACUCCACAUAGAUGUUCUGCAGCUCUUGGAGCAAGAUGGCACACGCGGGAUACGCGUCCGACAGCUCCUUCUCCUCCUUGCGCCGCUCCUCCAGCACGUCCACCUUCGACGCCACGACGAGCUUGCCCCGGUUCCUCUUCAACUCGUUGGCCAGCGACUUGCGCAUGCCCGCGAGCGCGAGGCGCGUCUCCUCGGAGUCGCCCUCGAAGCGCUGGAUCGCUUCGAGCUUACGCUCAAAGUCCGCGACGAUGGCCGGAAUCGUCACUUGCUUGUUGUACUCCAAUCUAGCAGAGGGCGCGUACCGCAACGUCCGGCCCGGAAAGCCCAGGAGAAACACAAAGUCGCCGUCGUCCGCGCCCUCGGGGUUCAGCCGGAGGCGCUUCGACGGCGUGUACGGCACGUUCUGGGCGGCGUAGUCCGCCGGCGCGUUGUCCGCGUCGGCGUAGGCCCGCAGCAGGGCGAAGUCCGCCGUGUGCCGGGGCCACUCGAAGUUGUCCGAGUCGCCGCCGAAGGAGCCCAGGGACGACGGCGGCGCGUAGGCGAUGCGCACGUCGCGCAGCCGCUCGUACGUGAAUAAGAGAUACUUUUCGUUGGCAAACAUCUCCUGCACGUCGCAGCGGACGCCCUCCGCGCUGACGCCCAGCUGCUGGGCCUGCUGCCUCAGGACGUUCUCGGCGUAGGACGCGAUCUGCUGCCUUCUAUCACGUAGUGCCGUGGCUCGCUUCAGCGGGUCGGGCUCGUCCAAGACGUCCAGGACCGCGUCGCUCACGUCCUCGACGCGCCGCGUCAACCAGACCUCGCAGUUCGGCGCCCGGAGCUCCUCCUUGCGGCUCUUGGCCACGUAACCGUCCCUGACGAAGUCCUCGCCCUCGAGCAGGGACGCCUGCCGGAUGUACUCGUACGCGACGUGCCAGUUCGUCAGGAUCAAACCGUCGUCGCUCACGAAACUACCGGUGCCGCCGCGGCCCGCGGCACCGAUCGAGACCAAGGCGUCGCUCAGCGCGACCGCGCCGUCGCCUCGCGUGCCGUCGAUCUCGGACGCGGGCACGUUCAGGCCCAUGUCCCGGAGCGGCUGCUCCAAUUCCUGCACGGCGGUGAUCGGCCAGGUGCGGAAGCGGCCGAAGACGCUCGGGUCCAGCGCGCGGCUCGUGCCCGCGAGGAUCAGGGCUGCUCGAAGCAUCUCCUAGAUUGAGAGCAAUUGCUUUGCAAUGUCAAAUGAUCUCGUGCGCUCUGCGAAUUGAUGACUGGCUAACAGCGCAUAGCUGAGUGUGCAAAUGCGGGCGAUCGGCGUGCGCGUGCAGCCUGCACAGGCGUGCAAGUAGUCCUAGUAUGUAGGACGCUAGCUCCAAUCAAUAGAGCUAGACAGACAGAUUAGGCGCCUCGUCGACGUCGACGUCGUCGUCGACGAUCUCGGCGAAGGACGCCGGCCGCGCGACGCCCUCGUCCUCCUCGUCCUCCUCGUCGAAGUCCGAGCGCGACUCGGCGUCGGAGCCGUCGCCGCUCUCGUCGUCGUCAAAACUGAAUAUCGAGCCGUCGUCGUCGUCGCCGCUGCCGUCCGCGUCCCUCUCGUCGAAGUCGCCCAGCGUGUGCGCUUGCGGGUCGCCCUCGACGACGAUGACCGGGUCGGUGCCGGCGCUCUGGACGCCGACGCCGAGGGCUUGCAACACUCCCUCGAGCUCGACGCCGUGCCGGAAGCACUCCGCGCGGCGCCGCGCCUCGCUCCGCACGUUCGUUAGGAACUCCGCGUCGACGGGGCCGUCCUCGACGAACAGAUCGCUGAUGACGCAGCGCGCGUUCGACACGGGCGACGGGGGCCGCUGCGCCGGCGGCGUACCCACAAACGUGUUCUCGUCCUGGACCCAGUUGAAGAGGUACACGUGCCGCAGGCCGUCGUACGACGGGGGCAGCUUCAUGGCCAGCGGCCCGUCGUGGUGGCGCCGGCCGUCGACGCGCACGUCCAUCCAGAGCGCCGGCGCGCCGAUUUCCCCGGCGACGUCCCAAAGCAAGCGACAGUCGACGUCGUGCUUCGCGUCGGCCGCGGCCUCGUCGGGCCCCGCGAGCGCGACGGCGUACCGCGACCGCGGCAGCCAGAGCUGGAGCCGGUCGCCGGCCCAGAGCGGGAUGAGGAACGAGAAGACGUCGGGGUGGCCGAUCCGGAAGAAGCGCAGCGCCCGGUGCGCCGCGUCGGCGGACGAGAAGCAGACGUUGCAGUAGCCCCGCGACGCGGACCGCGCCGGCGCGCAGUACUGGAAGCGGAUGCGCGUCGGCCGCCGCACGCCGCCGAAGGGCCGGUGCACGCCCGUGAAGUUCAUCUCGCCGCCGCCGUCCAGCACGAGCCCCGCGGCCGUCGUUCGGAGCUCGCGGUAGCGCCAGGGCCGCGGCGGCUCGUCGUCGUCGUCGCCGUCGCGCGGCGCGUCGUCGGGCGUCGUCGGGCCGCGGCGCCACCGCCGCUGCAGAAACUGGCUGCGGGCGCCGAAGGGCUCCCAGCACACGGCCCGCUCGCGCCGCCGCAGGAGCUCAAGCGCGUCACGCGCGCCCGGCGGCGUCGAGGUGCUCAACGGCACCGCGUCGCGUUCGGUCGCGCAUCGCACCACUGCGGACGUGACGCCGUAGUGCUGCUUCUUUGUCGUGCCGUAGCCCAGCCGGCAGAGGGCCGCCGCGUCGAGGUAGUCGAGGUAGGGCGGCGGCAGGUCCUCGAGGCUUGUUGUGGGUAGCGGUGGUGGAUGCUCCAUCUCCUGGUCGUGCUCGAUCGGUGAGCUGUGGGUUGAGCUGUGGUGACACAGCGGUCCAAAGCUGCAAAGCUGUUAGAGCAGUGCUGUGCAGCGGCACAAAAGCGGCUUCUUUCAAAGCUCCAAAAAAGGCAAAAACCCGUGCGAAGCUACGUUUUCUUUAUAUCUGUCUUAAUAAGUCGACUACGAGCCCAGAGAAAACAGUCGCGCGAGUUGUAGGCUCAAGGUAAAGCAGCCUUCGCCUGAUGAGGCCAAAGUAAAGGCUUAUACACUCACCUUUUCCGCGCGGGCCCGUCCUCGUUUAUCCGCAAAAACUUAUUACUACUGUAGCCAAAAACAGCGGCGCGAACCACAGACGAUCCCGCGGCGGCCAAAACCCAAUCUGGAAGACGACAGGCCCUGAACUGUGGCCAAAACCGAGACCGUAGCUAGCGCGCAAACCAGCGUCUCACACGCGUUCAGUCGUCCGCCGGAGGACCACCAACGACACCACAAAUUUGGCGGCGAUCGAACCACCGCGACCGCGAAACCGCCGGCGGAAAGAUGAACUCAAGUAUGUGCGUGCUCCCGGUCAUCUCCUCUGGCGGCAUGUAUACAUCUCCCCUUCGUCCCCUUGCCUGUAUAAUAGAUAAAAAAGUUAGGAAUCGAGGACGGAGGCGGCCCCAGGUACUCACUAAAUAGAAGAUACGUUAGCCCGGAGGCGCCCCGGCGCCGCGGCCUCAGUUCUCGGGCUCGAUGAGGCCGAGGCCCCCCUCCUUGCGCUUGUACAUGACGUUGAUCUUCCCCGUCUCCUCGUUCGUGAACAUGUAGAAGUCGUGGUCCAGGCCGUCCAUGCAGAUCAUCGCGUCGGACAGCGACUGCGCCGGCAUCGCGUGCGUCUUGCGCCGGAUGAGGGACGUCGCGUCGAAGACCUCGGGCUCCAUCUCGACGGGGUCCUCGAGCAUCUCGCCCAGGCUCAUCUUCAGCUGCGGCUUGUUGCGCUUGCCCUCGCGGCGCUCCUUGACCUUGCGGAGCUUCCGCGCGACCUUGUCGGCCACGAGGUCGAUCGACGAGUACAUGCUCGGGCUUCGCUCCUCGGCGCGGACGACCUCGCCCUUGCAGAAGACCACGACCUCGGCGACGUCGCUGUCGGCGACGGCGGGGUUCCGCAUCACGCUCAGGUGGGUGUCGCAUCUCUGGGACACGCCGGCGUACUUCUCGACGACGCCGCCGAUCUUCUCUUCGACGUACCUGCGCGCGGUGGCGUUGGCUCCUCUCCGCGCCUGGCUUCUCUCCCGCCUUCUCUCCCGCCUGGCGGGGGUUUCGGGCGGCGCGCGGUAUCCAAGGGACGCGGCGCGCCGCACGCUUUGAUGUUAUCCGUCAUCUUGAGGUUGUUGGCGGAAAUGGUCGUCAAACUAUUCGCCAUGACCGUCGCGCGUGCCCGUGUGCUCACGGGCCUGGCAGGCGGUGCCCGCGCGGGCUGGAGCGCUUGCAGCAGCGCCGGCAGGAAUGCGCACAGUGUGAGGCGCGAAUGCAUGGUGGUAUUUACCGCAGUGAAUAGGUCGGCAGGCAGCGGCGCGGCCGUCUGCUGUCUCGUGUUCUCUGCGAGCCAAGUGCUUGCUGCUUGGGUCGCGGGUUUUUGCGACAGCGAAGCAACGGUGUCAGUGAAGAUAUUGACUCCGGCGAGACGGCUCCUGGCCCGGAGCGCUGCAUCUCUCGUCUGGUUUUGCCAGGCUCUGGCACAGAGCUAUGAGACUGCAAAAAAAAACACCACGACGGGAUCGAUAUAGUGGUGCAAGACUGCUAUUUGUCCGUCACGUUUUGCAAGCUGCGGCACGCGCACCGCAUUGUGCGAUCACCAUUGGACCAGCUGCUCAGUGCAGGCUUGUGCAGGCUCCGCGGCAGCAUGAGUGAAUAAGCAUCGUGGCGCGACCACUGCAAAUAUUGCGUCUGGCUGCGGCCUACCUCCGCGCCCUCGUCGCUCUCGUGGCCUCGCAAUGGACGAGGCCGCAGCGCGUCGAGAUCACCGAGCGCGCGCCGCGCAAGGGCUACCCGCCCAAGCUCUACACCAGCAAAAGCCGCGCAAGGGCAUGCUUCGUCGACGGCUCGGCGAGGGGCGGCCGCGCGGGAUGCGGUGUCUACUAUGCCGACGGCGACGCACGGAAUCGCUCGCUAGCGCUGCCGCCGCGCGUCGGCACCACGCCUGGCGCGAACAACAUCGCUGAGAUUUCUGCGAUCUUCCACGCGAUCUUUUGCGCCGCCCGCAAUUCACCGCUGGAUGUGUACUCAGACUCGGCGCUCGCCCUCCGGACGCUUAAGAGCGGCGAGGCCACCUCUGCCCUGGCGCCGCCGGGCGCGGCCCUGGCGCGAGCAUGCAUGGCGAUCUUGCGCCUUCGCGGCGCGGAGACGUCGUUAAGUGCCGUAGCUGCGCACGCGGACGUCGCGGGCAAUCACGUGGCCGACGCGCUUGCCCAGGCCGGCGCCGAGCGCGGGGAGCUGUUCGCCGUGCCCGAGGCGUUUUAUGACGGUGCCGGGCUCGGGACGUGGCUAGCGAUCCGGCGCCUUGAGCUCGUGUAUCUCCUUCGCGCCGGGGACGAGGAGGGGUCGUCGUCGAUUUGGGCGUAAACCUGUUGUUGGAAGGAGAGCGUACCAGUUAUAUUGUUACGGUGCUGAACUAGUGGCGAGCGCGGCAUCACGAGCUAGCGGCCUAAGACACUAGAUGUCAUUUAUUGCCCUUUGCGACGCCCAGGUUUGCACAGCCUUAACUAAUAUUGUGUGUUUGAGCAGAGAAGAACUGGCUUUUACCCGGCAACCGCUGCGCAGCUUAAAAAACGCUCUAAGCAACGCCGCAUAGCAAUUUCACCAGCGAGUGGCUGCAAGUGCAAAUCACCUCGGCGAGGCUAACACCAUGCCCAAAAAAGCGCAGCUCCCGCCGGGCGCCGCCGGCCGCUCGCAGCAGACCCUCGCGCGGCGCAACCGCCGCGACGCGCUCGGCAAGUGGCUCCGGCGCUACGCCGGCGUCGCGGCCGUCGCCGUGCUGGCCUGGGCCGCCAAGACCGCCUGGCCGCGCGCGCGACGGAAGCUCUUCCCGCGCAAGCCGAGCCGCCGGGCGAGCCGGGCCAAGACCGCCGCCGCGAUCGAGACGACCGCCGAGGCCGCGGCCGAGUGGGCCGUCGUCCAGGCGCGAGCCGACGCGGCCGUCGCGCGCGGCGCGCCGCACGAGGCCAUCUCUCUCUACAGGGACGCGAUCCAGCUCGCGCCGGCCUUGUCGCCGGCCUACACGAACCUGUGCCACGCGCUCAAGCUCCUCGGCGAGUACGCCGAUGCGCUCCAGAUGUGCACCGAAGGCUAUGCCCGGGCGAAGGACGACCGGGAGCGCGCCGCGGCUCUGGUGAACUACGGCGUCGCCCAGUAUAGCGGCGGCGGCGCGCGCUACUUCCGGAGCGCGAUUGCGGCGUGGAGCAAGGCCUCGAGCCAGGACCCCGCGAACGCCGCGGCGCACCGCUACUACGCCAAGGCCGGCGUGGCCCUGGGCAAGCUGCGCGAGGCAGCGGAGGCCGAGAAGCUCGCCUGGACGGUGGACCCGCGCCCGGAGACCGUGUUGGCCCUGGCGCACCUCGCGACGUCCGCGAACGCGUCGACGGGCGACGCGGUCGGCGUCGACUUGUUAAGGAGCGGGUUCGGCGACCCGGCGGCGCUCGACGGCUUCGCGGAGUCGCUCCAGGAGUUCGCGGCGCAGGCGACGAAGGAGGGGUCCCCCGCGGACCUGGCGGCCAUCAAGCAGGCCGAGUUCGUCUACCUCGACUACUCGAAGGCCGAGCCGGAACGGGCCUGGGCCUCGCUCGUGGCGGCGAACGCCGCGAGGAGGGACGCGGCGGCGCCGCACAUCGUCAAGGGGAGCGCCCCCGAGAUCUCGGAGGGCGCCGCGACGGACUUCAUCCGGGCCUUCCCGGGCGGCGCCAAGGCGAAGCAGAAGCGCGCGGACCGCAAGAAGGCCGACCAGGACCUCUUAGACCACGUGGCCGGCGACGCGUCCAUCGAGCUCAAGGACGAGGCGAACAAGAACCGGCCCUCACCCGUCGAGGGCCCCGCCCAGUUGUUUAUCAUGGGCGCGCCGCGAAGCGGCGGCACGCUGCUCCACGCGGCGCUGUCGCGGCACGAUGGCAUCGCGACGGACGGCGACGCUACGCCCGUGUUAGCGGACCUCGCCGCGGAGCGGGGCCUCGCAUUCUUCGACCGCGCCUCCGAGGAGGACCUCGCCGAUUUAGGACGCGCUUAUAGGAGGCGGCACCACGCGAGAGCCGUAUCGCCGCAAAAGGAGAACGCGUCCUUCGCCAUCGACGCCGCGCUGGAAAACGUGUGGUGGCUGGGGGCCGCCGCCCAGUAUUUGGAGGCGGAGGCGCCGGAUUUCAAGGCGCUGAUUAUUAGGAGGGACCCCAAGGCCGUGGCGUUCAGCUGCUACAAGGCGGCCUUCGCCAACGGCGAACGGGCCUGGGCGGACAAGCCCGAGGACCUGGGGGCGCGGUUGCAUGCGAUUCGCAAACUCGAGGACCACUGGCUCAAAACGAUGCCCGACCGGGUGAAACUCGUCGAGUACGAGAAAUUGAUUAGCAACCCCCAGAAGGUGUUGAACGACGUCGUCGCGUGGCUGGGCUUGGAGGCGUGCGAGCUCUGUUUGACGCCGAACGAGACGGAGGUGGCAUUGACGUCCUACGGCGCCGUCGAGGCUCGGGCGCCGCCGUUCCACACGCAGUCGCUCGCGGCGUGGAAGCGCUACGAGAAGCAGCUGAAGCGGGACGUGUUCCCGCACCUUGUCGACAAGAAGUGAGCUAGCUGGAGGUCGUCUAAGUAGGGUGUGAAAGAAGUUUGUGCCGCCGCACAGGCGCGCGCGUUGACGGGUCCCCGACGCCUCCAGCGACUAGAAACUCCGUAGUAUUGCCUCCCCCAAGGCCCCCGAGCCCUCCCGGGCCGCGCCCGCGCCGCGGACCCGGCCGGGGGGCGCCAGGCCCCUUUGCGAAUCAAAAAAAUCGCAGAGCGCAGAACGAUCUGGGGCGGCGGCCGUCUACGGCGCAAGCGCGGCGCAGAGGACCAUGGCGACGGACGAGAACAACCACAAGAACGAGGCGCGCGACGACUGGACCGGCUGCACCUUCCGGGUGGAGCGGGGGCCCAGCAGCGAAGGCCGGGCCUGGGGCAUGGCCGACAUCCUCGAUCACGAGCGAUGGACGAGUUCGUUCGUGCUCUUCUUCCCCAGCUCGACCUCACGUCGGGCGGGCCGGCCCGCGGGCUCCACGCCCCUCCGGGUCCGAACGGCCUUCUUCAGGGCCGUCAUGUUCCCCCUGCACUGUUACCCCCACAUCGUUCCUCUUACUACCCCGCGUGUCGUUUCCUCUUCUCCCCCAGCGCUC
Messenger RNA from Pelagomonas calceolata, 17549 nucleotides. The record is from the annotation of a GenBank genome assembly. NCBI's taxonomy places the organism in Eukaryota, Pelagophyceae, Pelagomonadales, Pelagomonadaceae.